CUUUAUCUUGCCUUCGAACGCUAUGACAACUCAAAAGCAGAUAUUAGUACCAUGCUAAAUAAAAGCGACAAUCUCAGAGUCGCAGCUGUAUUAAACAUAGUACUAUUCUUUAUUACACUAUAUCUUAUCAAUCAUUUACUGCAGUACUUUAUGCAGAAUCAUCAUGAUGACAGUUCAUCCUGCAGUAUUUAUAUGAGCUCUGUGGGCUGCAGCAUAUUGCUCACUGAUUAGCUGAACUUGUCAAGCUACGGAAGUCGAGAAAGGCUAAAACACAUAACGUUACUCGUUCAACGUUUAAUCAUGGCAGACGCUAGUAACAAGGCUGGUGGAAGUGUCUACAAUGACGUGAAGGAAUACUAUGGAAAGACGCUGAAGAAGACAUCUGACCUGAAAAGCAAUGCCUGUGUUCCGUCUGGCAAGCCUAUCCCUGCAUACGUGAAAAAAGUGAUAGCUGAGAUCCAUCCGGAUGUCAUUGCAAAGUACUAUGGCUGUGGUCUGGUGGUCCCUGAGUGUCUGGAGGGCAGCAGGGUGCUUGAUCUUGGCUGUGGGAGCGGACGGGACUGCUACAUGCUCAGCCAGCUUGUAGGAGAGAAGGGACAUGUCACAGGCAUCGACAUGACUGAAGAUCAGCUUGAGGUGGCUAGGAAAUACAUCGACUACCACAUGCAAAAAUUUGGCUAUAAAAAGCCAAAUGUGAACUUUGUUCAAGGCUACAUUGAGGCCUUGGCAGAAGCAGGUCUGGAGGAGAAAUCAUAUGAUAUCAUCAUAUCAAACUGUGUGGUGAACCUGUCACCAGAUAAAGCCAGCGUACUGAGGGAGGCUUACCGUGUGCUGAAGGAUGGAGGGGAGUUGUACUUUAGUGAUGUUUACAGUGAUGCUAGAAUCUCUGAAGACCUCAAGGCUAACAAAGUGUUAUGGGGUGAAUGCCUCAGUGGAGCAUUGUGUUGGGAAGACCUGAUACGACUGGCUGAAGAGGUUGGAUUCUGUAAACCCAGACUGGUUACUGCUAGUAUCAUCACUGUGGGCAACAAGGAACUAGAGAAACUGCUUGGUGACUACAAAUUUGUGUCAGCCACAUACCGGCUCUUCAAGUUACCAAAAGGUUCAGAGAAGAAGUCCUGUCUGGUUAUGUACAAUGGAGAAAUUACAGGUGCGGAGGAAAACUUCGAGUUUGAUGCCCAGUAUGACUUUAAGGUAGAUAAAGAGAUGGAGGUGGAAGAUGAUGUGGCCAACAUCUUGAGCAGUUCCAGAUUUUCUGGAGAAUUUACAUUUCAGCUUCAGGGGUUGAAACCCUCCGGCUCUAGAGGAUGCUGGGACAAACCCAAGGCAGUGUCUGUGAAUCCCUUUGAGCUGGUCCAGCAGUUGGGCAGUGCAAGUGUAACUCCUUCCACUGGGGGGUGCUGUGGAGACCAGCAGUCGUGCUGCAAGUAACUCCUGGCAAAUUAUUAUUUGAUUUUGACCUUAAAAGAACAGGUAAUUUGUUGCUAAUUGUGACUGUGAUUUUGUUCGAAUAUAAUAUUACUAUACAUUCUAUUAUACAGAAUUACAUUUUUAAUUCGUGAAAGGUACAAAGACAUAGAAAAGCAAGAUGAAAUCGAUCAAUCUAGUGAUGUUUUAAAUAAGUCUUCAAUCUUACUGAUAAAUGUAUAUCAAUGACCAGGUAUAGACCUGACACAGUUGCAUAAUCUAAAGUGUUCACCUGCCAUGUUUAAUCUUUAUUGUGAUCUUUAUUGUAUUGCUAAACAUAAGCUAACUGAAAACAAAUGGUUUAUUGAACUUUUGUAAUCAAAAUACUUUUUCCAUUGCUGUAAUAAAAAUAUGUUUAAGCAAGCUGACUGCUUGGGUAUUACUAUCCAAAUACAGCUGUAGGAUAUUCAGUUGUGAUAUACUUAUAAAUAAAUUUGAUUUAAUGAUUCUGACAUGCAAAUCACGUUUAAUAAAAUGUAAUCUAUACACAUC
Labeo rohita (rohu) is the source of this 1959-nucleotide messenger RNA. RefSeq names its product arsenite methyltransferase (gene as3mt). Gene Ontology annotation, biological process: toxin metabolic process; arsonoacetate metabolic process. The record is from RefSeq and is a predicted model, not a curated record. The transcript has 11 exons. Gene Ontology annotation, molecular function: arsenite methyltransferase activity. Gene Ontology annotation, cellular component: cytosol. Bases 301 to 1431 code for a protein of 376 amino acids. NCBI's taxonomy places the organism in Eukaryota, Metazoa, Chordata, Actinopteri, Cypriniformes, Cyprinidae.